This is a messenger RNA of Uloborus diversus, 5819 nucleotides long. RefSeq names its product iduronate 2-sulfatase-like (gene Ids). Bases 133 to 1917 code for a protein of 594 amino acids. The transcript is spliced from 8 exons. The record is from RefSeq and is a predicted model, not a curated record. Lineage: Eukaryota; Metazoa; Arthropoda; Arachnida; Araneae; Uloboridae. Gene Ontology annotation, molecular function: iduronate-2-sulfatase activity.
UUUUUGAGUUUGUUUAUCAAAUUAAUGCGAGAUGUUUCUAUCGACGUGGGGCUAUAAUUGUGCAUAUUUCCUGCUUUUACUUUUUUAUUUUAAGUAUGUGUCAUUACUCUUGAGUAUCAUUGGUCAAGAAUAAUGACAGUUGUUAGUGAAAGAACCUUGCAGCAAAGGCAUACAUUUCUUUUCAUUUUCAUAUGUGUAAUAGUAAUUGCAGUUAUUGGUGUAACUAUUUCUGUUCUACUCAUCCAUCCUCCUCAAACUGGUGAAGAUGAUUAUAUUGGCAGGACAAAUAUUUUAUUUAUUGUUGUGGAUGAUUUAAGGCCAGCUUUAGGAUGUUAUGGAGAUAAAAAGGCAAUUACUCCAAAUAUAGACUUUUUAGCGUCUAAAAGUGUGAUAUUCAAGAAUGCUUUUGCACAGCAAGCAUUAUGUGCUCCCAGCCGUACUUCAUUCUUGACCAGUCGUAGACCUGACACAUUACAUUUAUAUGAUGCUGGAAGUUAUUGGCGUGAUACUGUUGGAAAUUUCAUAACUAUACCUCAACUGUUUAAGAACCAUGGUUAUGAGACUAUCAGCAUUGGAAAAGUAUUCCAUCAUGGAAGUGUUUCGAAUUAUACAGAUGAUUAUCCAUACAGUUGGACAGAGUAUCCUUAUCGACCACCAACUCAAAAAUGGAAAAUGAAACCGGUAUGCCCGUCAGCUGAUGGCAAGAAACGUAUGAAUUUAGUUUGUCCUGUGGAAGUAGAAAAUCAACCUGGAGAGAGUCUUCCUGAUAUUGAAAACACCAACUAUGCUAUUCAAUACUUGAGAAAUAAAAGCAUGAGUAUAAAUAGAUCCACUCCUUUCUUUCUUGGAGUUGGCUUCUAUAAACCUCAUAUUCCAUUUAAAUUUCCCAAGGCGUAUCUAGAUUUGUACCCAAUUGAGUCAAUGGAUUUAGCUCCUAAUAGCACUAUUCCUUCCAAAAUGCCUAAAGUUUCUUGGAAUCCAUGGACAGAUAUCCGUGAAAGAGAUGAUGUGAAAAAUCUAAAUGUGAGCUUUCCAUAUGGUCCUUUGCCUACAAAUUUCCAGAAACUGGCUCGCCAAGGAUAUUAUGCUUCUUUAUCCUACAUGGAUGACCAAUUAGGAAAGUUGCUUGAAGUCCUUGAAGAAACUGGAUACGCAAAACACACUGCAAUUGUGUUAUUUGGAGAUCAUGGUUGGUCUCUUGGCGAACAUCAAGAGUGGUCCAAAUAUAGCAAUUUCGAAGUUUCACUGAAAGUACCUCUUAUAGUUCAUGUGCCUGAUCUCACUGAAACCUCAAAUAAGCGCAAGCCUUUCAAACAUGUGCCUGUUCUUGAUAUGAUAGGGAAGGAAAAUGCAAUACAAGUUCCAAAAUAUGUGUCAGAAGAUCUGGUUGAACUCGUUGAUGUUUUCCCUACGCUGUCUGAAAUAGCUAAUAUUGCUGUUCCUCCUUUAUGCAAAAAUUUUACUUCUGAUUUCUGUUCAGAAGGUAUUAGCUUCUAUCCGGUGAUUCAACAUUUAGUUUAUGAUCCUUGGGUCGAGUUUUCGUGGAAAACAGCAACAUUUAGUCAAUAUCCAAGACCCUCAAUUGCUCCUCGUAACAAUAGUGAUCAACCCAAGUUAAAAGACAUAAUCAUCAUGGGUUACUCUAUCAGGACAAAACACUUUCGUUAUACAGAAUGGGUUAAAUUUGAUAAUCAAGCUUGUAAACCUGACAGAGCUGUUAUUGUGUCACGAGAACUAUAUGAUCAUAGGACAGAUCCUUUUGAGGUUGUAAAUGUUUCCGAUGUUGAGUCAUAUGCAAAUACUGUGAUAGAGUUAUCCAGGAGAAUCAAAAAGGGAUGGCGGAAUGCUUUACCUCCAGGUCUUUUUGAUUCGCCAAAAUACGUUGAUCCUGCGACUUAUGUUGCUGAGAAACAAUAGAUUUACUCACUACCACAUUGUCCUUAAUGUAGCAGUAUCUGUAUAUUAAUUUUAUGUUGUGCCAUUUUUGUACUUUUUAAGUGGGCUAUUUUUAAAUAGCAUUGUGUUUUUAAUAUCAAGUAUAUGGAAUAUGUUAGUUUUUUGAGUUAAAAUAACUGUUCUUUAAUACAUAAGUAUCAAUGUAGAGCAACAUUUAAAUUUCAAGAGUGAAAUUUGCAUGUACAUAUACAUUCCUUUCGAUAGGAUUUUAAGGAGUUUCUAAUAACAUAUUUUGAUGUAUUCGUCAGGGCCGAUCCUAGGGUGUCGGCUGCCCGCGUGCAAAGACCAAAUGUGCCACCCCUCUAAAGCAUUUUACAAUUUUUGACUAAGGUUUAACGUCCUUAUCCAUCUUCCUUAAGUUUCUGUAUUAAGUUUAAAGGAAAGGGAUCACAAUAAGGAUGUAAUUAUAAAAAGUAAGAAAAGUUUAUUCUAGUAAGAUACUCUUCAGGUAUCUUGGAAGAAAGUAAUACAUUACAAAAGUGACGACUAGUUGUAAAAACGCAUUUUAGUCUGUCUUUGGUGACGUCAGAUGAAGGACAAUUGGGAGGGAGUUGUCUCCCCCGAAAAUUUUUCAAAAUUGAUGCAUGAUAAACAAUUUUAAUUAAUCUUUGGUUGUGUUGGGUUGCAAGGAGAAGAGAGUGGGGAAUUUUCAAGGUCCAAGGAUAAGGUUUCAAAUUUGAGGUCAAAAAUCGAAGUUUUAGAUUGAAACUUUAGGAGAAAGCAAUGUUGGGAUUUCUUCCUGAAAUUCUUUUGAAAUUGAAACCGAAGCCAUUUUUUGUGAGGCAGAAAGAUUGCAACUCUUCCCGAAAAUUUUCCGAAACUGAAGUUUUAAAUAUGCAAUUUUUGGCUGUCGUAGUUGAUAUUACAGGAAUGAGGGAGAUUAGCUCCUCCCUUAUCGAAAAUUUUUCAAAAUUCAAGUCUAACACACAAAUUUAGGCUAAAUUUGGCUCUUUAGUGAUGGCAGGGGGACUGGGAGAUUUCCUCCAGAAGUUUCUGGGUACUGUAGUUUUAAAAACACAUUUUUGGGCUAUACUUGGUAAAGAUCAAGGAAACGUGAAGACAUUAGCUGGAAAUAACUAGCCCAAAAAUAUUUUUUGAAACUGAAAUCAAUUUUAGGCUAUUUUGUGGUGAGAAGGGUUUGGGGUUCCGAGAGGGAUAUCUCUAAAAGCGAGGACUGGGAAGCUUUGGUGGACCUUUUUAAAUAUUUAUUGACAUUAAAAUCUGAAAAAAUAUAAUUAUAGACUAUCUUCGUUGACGUAACAGGAUUCCCUGAUGUCACAAAAAGUAACAUAUAAGCAGGCGGCUAAUUUUUUAGAAAUUGAGGUCUCAAAAAGGUACUUUAGGCAUUGUUGGAUAACGAUAAGACAAUGAGCAAGUGCCCUUGGUGUGCUGUUUUUUGAAACUGAAGUCAAUUUCAGGCUAGUUUUGGGAAGAAAGGGGUUGGUAGCUCCAUGGAAAAGUCUACUAAUGACAUUUUAAGCUAUCUGUGAUAACGUUGGAGAAAAGAGGGAUCCAGGGACCCUUCCCCAAAAGUUCUUUGAAACUGAUGUUUGAAAAAACGCAAUUUAAGCCUGUUUUCGAAGACGUUAAGGGGAGAAGGUGGGAUUAAGAACCUCUCUAAAGAUGCUAAUUCAGAAUAUCUUUGGUAGUUAUGUUAGGAAAUGGAACAAUCUUUCAUGUCAUUUAGAGAAGGAUCAGGGUUCAGAGAUGUCCCCAGAACACACAUUUUGAAGGACCUUUAGGGACUUCAGGCAUGGAGAACUGUUAAUUGUUAGAAAUUAAAAUCGCAAAAAAAAAAUAAAAAAAUUUUAGGCUGCAUUUGGUCAAUUAAGGCAGAGUGGGGGUGGGGGGGGGGUAUGUACCUGGUGCAGGAGGCUUAAGAUCGGGUCCUUAACAUCGGUUCAACUGUUCAACCAAGGAAAUUUUCCAUUUAUUAAAGACCUAAAAACGCAAUUUUAAAUUUUCUUUAGUCUUGUCAAGGAGGUCAUGUCCUCCUUUGGAUCCAUGUUUUGGAGCCACCCUUGAAUUUGCUACCCCAAGUACAGGCUUUGCCCCCUCUGAAGUCGGGCAGUUCAUUAUGGAUGUAACUGUCUCCAUAACAAAUUGCCGUGACAGGAAAAAAAUUACAAAAUUUUAGUUUGUUAUUCAUAUAUAUUUGACUCUCAAGGGAAUUGUGAUUGUCCAUUGUCUCUCAGUGUAGCCAGGCUAAUUGCACACAAAUUUAUUGUUUGAAGUGCUUGAGAAUGUGUUUUAUUAGUAUAGAUUUUUUAAACCAAAGUAUGUCUUCAUUAUUUUGUUUCUGUAACAGUUUACGGUGGGAACGGGGGAGCAUUAGGGCCCUCCCUCAGUGCUCCUUUUAGAAGGCACCCUUUAAUGCUUCAGGAGGGAAUCACUGUCCUCAUUGCCUCUCCCCUGUACCCAUUCUUGAUUGCUGACUCUGCUACAAAUUUGCCAUCAAAUGAAGCAUGUAUGUAAAGAGUAGAUAUUAAUGGGACAAUGAACCAGCACACUUGUUCACUCACUUUCUAAUGCUAUGCUAUUGGCAAACGGGAAUUACAGUGCCCGCCGCUUAUUAAAAUCACAUUGGUUCAGAAGAUAUUUGAUUUUAUAAAGCGGCUGAUUUUAUAAAAUGGCAUACCAAAACUCAAUUUAAAAAAUUAUAGAUUUUGAAGUUCAAAUACUCUAAAGACGAAAUGAGGUACUUCAUUUAUUUUUGUUUCGAGUGUUUCAAAUUCAGUUAUUUUGAGCAUGAGGUACAUUUUUUUCAAUUUGCACAAGGGUCUUAAUCAAAUACAAUAUGCCAAUAUUUUAACAGAAUUGCAGAGUAAAGAACAAUAUCGUUCGCAAGUUUACAAAAUGUUUAUAAGUUUUAACAUUAUAUUUUCCUCUUGGCUCAAAAGUGCAUCGUAUACAAGCACUUUUCUGAUAUGUAAUGAAGAGAGCACAUUCGGCUCUGACAUUUCCUCAUCUUCAGAGGCCAAUUCCUUCCCUUCUUGGUGCAUCUUUAUCAAUUUUUGGCGUAUUAUAUCCAAAAGUUUGAUUUUAUAAAACGGCGAUAAUGAUUUUAUUCAAGGAUGGUUUUAACAUGUUUUGAUGUUGCGAUGAUUCUGUUCUUCCAAAUUUGAUUUUAAAAAGCGGCCGAUUUUAUAAUCCAGUGAUUUUAUUUGUGGCAGGUACUAUAUUUUGAUUUUAGAAAAAAUAAAAAUCAGCAUAAUUAUUCGACUUCUUAUUAGUUAUAUUGUAAAAAGUUCUUGAAGAAUUUUGUUUAAUUCAUAGAACUAUAUGUGACCUCCAACCGCCCCGUGCUGUUGGCCGCCUGUGUGCGGUGCAUGAGCCGCAAACCUGCUAGGAUUGACCCUGGUAUACAUGUAAUCUAAUUUAGAUCUAAAAAACAUAAAGGAGCCCAUAAUAAAAAAGAAACCAAAAAAUCAAUAACAUUAUCGGAACAUUUUAGAAACUGCCUUUUCACUUUGCACCCAUUCCUCAUGCCAGCCUAUUUUACACAUAUUAUAGUCUGUUUAAUGUUUUGUCAUUGUUUUCAUUCUAAAGAAAUAUGAGUGUUCUAGUAUUGAUGCUUUUUUUUUUUUUUUUUUUUUUAAUGUUUUAAUGUUUGGUUCCUAUGUCUAUGAUUUUGGAGGUUAAAUUACCUGUGGAGUUAGUUAAGUGUAUUUUCAAUAGUAAAAUUCACCAAAGUUUUUUGGUUGGACAGUUUUUCAAGAUCUUACUUUUGUACAUUACAUCUGUACAUACCUGUAAAUUUGUACAAAUAAAUAUAUGUGUAUGUGUGUUUAGCAAUUAACAGAUUUUAGUACUUUAUUUGCAAUAGUUAUACAAAUGCUUUUGUCCUUAUCAAAAAUAAAAUA